Molecule: messenger RNA, 603 nt
Organism: Stegodyphus dumicola
Lineage: Eukaryota; Metazoa; Arthropoda; Arachnida; Araneae; Eresidae
Product: zinc finger protein 658B-like
Source: RefSeq, a predicted model, not a curated record
AUGAGUAAGAAACGAUAUGAAUGUAAUAUAUGUGGCAAAGCAUUUCCAUUUAAUUACCUUUUAAUUAGGCAUAAGCGCAUCCAUGCAUAUGACAAACUUCUUGUGUCUAAAGACAUUUCCCAGCAACAAACAAGUGUAAAGUCUGAUGAAUUUGUUGCACGCUUAAAAUCAUUUAUAAAUCUAGAAGGUUCAAGCAACAGAUGUCUAGCCAGAGAAAUGAGAAACCACAAGAAUGUGAUAUAUGCGGGAAAACAUUUGCACACCAGGGGCCACUUAAAUGGACAUUUAUGUGUUGCAAAUAAUGAGUCAAAUGUGUCUGAAAAUGCUUCCAAACAGCAUAUGGCUGAAAAACCUAAUGAAUCUGGUGCAAGUUUAAAAUCAUUCACCUAUCCAGAAGAUUUACAGCAGCAUGUGUCCGUUCAGAGAAAUGAGGAACCACAGGAAUGCAAUAUAUGCGCGAAAACAUUUGCGCACCAGGGCCACUCAAAUGGACAUUUAUGCGUUGCAAAUAAAGAGUCAGAUGUGUCUCAAAAUGCUUCCAAACAUUUUGAGAUGGUGGAAACAAAAUGGCUGGAAAAGCUAAUGAAUCUGCUACAUGUUUAA